UAAGUCCAAAGGUCUUUUUCUGCUGGCUACCGUCACUCACUUUACUCUCCUCUGCUGAUGUUUCCUGUUUUCACUGUCAAACUUCUCCAUCUCUCCUCCUCUGUCAUCUCUGCACACCGGUGUGCCUGUGUAGGCUGAAGCUAUUUACCAAAAAAAGAAUGGGCAAGAGUUUCAGCUUCUGAACUAAAAAAAACACAUUUUUUAUCUGAACACAAAAACAUUUUGUUCAGAUAUUUAUUAAUAAAAAGUGGUGAAAAUUCUGCAUCAUUCUCAUUAAUCUUCAGUUACACACUACAUUGUGUUGGUUUCGUUUGUGGUUGUAAAAACGGGAAAAAGUCCAAGAUGUCUUAAAACAUUUGCCAGACACUGGACAAAAUGUAUCUUGUGCAUGUUCAGUGUCUUCUCUUAGCUUUUGGUUUUACUAACUUCAUCUCCUGCUGCCUCUUCAUCCGCCUCAGAGCCCCCCACCUGCUCCACAGAGCAGUUCACCUGCUCCACGGGAGAAAUUGGCUGUAUCCCCAUGGCCUGGCGUUGUGAUGGCUUCCCAGAGUGUGAUGACGGCAGCGACGAAGUGCACUGCCCCAUCUGCUCUGCCUUCCAGUUCCAAUGUGAUGAAGGAAGCUGCAUCGAUGCUCAGAAACGAUGUGAUGGAGAACCUGACUGUCCUGAUAAGUCUGAUGAGCAUGAAUGCAACACUGUCUGCCCUCCCAACCAGUUCCGCUGUGGGGACAACCAUUGCAUCACUAAGAAACAGCAGUGUGACAAUUACUCAGACUGUCUGGAUGGCUCUGAUGAGCUGGCUUGUGAUUAUAUUUCUCCCUCCUCAAGCUUCAUUCCCAGUAAUGAAACCACCAACCCCAUUGGCCCAGUCAUUGCCAUCAUUCUGCUCAUGUUUGUGAUGGGAGGAGCGUGCUUUGUCUGCCAGCGUGUGGUGUGUCGGCGCUACAAGGGUCCUAACGGGAGCUUUCCUCAUGAAUACAUCAGUGGGACGCCUCAUGUGCCUCUCAACUUCAUCACCCCCAGCAGCUCCCAACAUGGCACCUACCAAGGGAUCUCCUGUGGAAAGUCCACCCUGAGCUCAGUCAGCCUGAUGGGCAGCAGCAGCAGCGGAGCCCCUCUCUACGACAGGAAUCAUGUGACUGGAGCUUCAUCCAGCAGCUCCUCGUCUACUAAAGGAGCCUUCUACCCAAAGAUCCUGAACCCUCCUCCAUCUCCGGCCACGGAUCGGUCUCUUUACAACACAGAGAUCUUCUAUUCCUCCAACAGUCCUUCUACAACCAGAUCAUACAGGCCCUACCACCCAGUCCGUGGAGGGGCCCCGCCUACCACCCCCUGCAGCACAGACGUCUGUGACAGCGACUACACCCCCCACCACCCUCCUACGGGCAUGCUGCUGUCGGGGGGACGCUGGAAGGCCCCUGGCCACGCCGCUCAUGGCAAACCUACUAAAUACUACAUGGACCUUAACUCAGAUUCGGACCCCUACCCUCCACCCCCCACCCCACGUUCUCAGUACAUGUCUGCUGAGGAAAGCUGUCCCCCGUCCCCUUCCACUGAACGUUCCUACUUCCACCUGUGUCCCCCUCCUCCCUCCCCCUGCACCGACUCAUCAUGACCCUCCAACCACCUGGGGGAAUCAAAGGGAUGAAGUGGACUCACUUCUUUGUUCUGAAAUAAACUAAUGUGCCAACAGUCAGCCUGACGGGUGGAGGGGUGGGGAGGGGCUGUCUCAUACCUGCCACUUUAUAUGAACUAGAAACUAGGUGAAGUGCCUUCCCCAAGCUCCGCCCAUCCUCCAUCUGAUAUUCCAAUCAUCCUCAGGAAGGCUCCUGUUGAGCCCACGGCCUGAGGAGAACUGCUGAGCUGGAUCCCUCUGGAUCCUUCUGGAACCUUCUGGAAGCUGUUGGAGUUUUGAGGUGAUGCCUGCUUUGCCUCAAGCCUCAGAAAAGAGGUGAGGAGAGAAUUCAGCCCGCAGCUCCUUCCUCCAGUCCCUGGACCUGUUUUUUCUGACAAACCCUGAUCUGGCCAUUUUUUCCUUUAACUCUUCAUUAUGGAAAUAUGAACUGAGCAGCUGAAGAGAUCACUGAGACUGAAUACAAGCCACUGGCCGGGGCCUCUGCCCCCCCUGCCCCUCCUGCCUCCUGGGCCCCCUGGCCAUCUGGCCCCAGCAUUUCACCACUGUCCUUCUCCUCUUGUCAGUGUUGGCAGACACGGCAGCAGCAGGAAGCAUUAGGCUGCUGACAGAAAGUCCGCCUGAGUCAUAUUUUACUGAUGGAACACAAACACCGUUUCUUGUGUUUUUCAUUCCCUUCUUCUGUCUUUCAAUCUUUUUGUGCCCCUCCGUUCCUUCCUCGUAUCCCUCUAUUCUUUCCUUUCUCUCUUCAUUUUCUCCCUUGUGCUCAUCCUUCUGUCUUUCCGUGUAUGUUUCCUUCUUUUCAUCUUUCCAUACUUUCCUUCCUUCCUUCUUUGCAUCUUCUUUCCUCCAGUCCUUUCUUACUUUCUUGUUUUUGUGAAUUCCGUAUCUAAAUCUUAUCAUGGUGGAAAUCUGUUCCUUAAAUUCAAGGUGAACUUGAGAAUUUACCAUUUUAAAAUGAACCUGAAGAACUGCUAGAGUUAAGUUUGGAAUAUGUAGAUGAGACCUGUUUAGGAGCUUCUGUGACUGUUUGCUGGAUGGAUGGAAGCAGAUGGAUGUCAUCACAUGAUGGAUGGAGGAAGGAGUGAAUGGUGGCAGCGGGAGGCGGAUGCAACAUCAUCACCAUCACAGCAGGAGCAGCUCCAGCUUUUGUACAUAAUGUGGAAUGAAGUCAGUGAACCUGUCUGUCCCU
Molecule: messenger RNA, 2825 nt
Organism: Poecilia latipinna (sailfin molly)
Lineage: Eukaryota; Metazoa; Chordata; Actinopteri; Cyprinodontiformes; Poeciliidae
Product: low-density lipoprotein receptor-related protein 5-like
Exons: 6
Coding region: 521-1615 (364 amino acids)
Cellular component (GO): plasma membrane
Molecular function (GO): protein binding
Source: RefSeq, a predicted model, not a curated record